AUGGUGAUCAAAGUCAGAUGGGAGAAGCCCCCUUAUCCUUUCAUUAAAAUUAAUACAGAUGGAAGCUUCACAAAUAGAAAAUCUGGUAUUGGAGAGAUCACACAGGAUCACACAGACAAAGUUUUGCUAUAUUUCAAGGCUCCCUAUAUUGCAGAAGAUGCUUUGGAAAUAGAAGCUGCUGCCCUUUAUUAUGCCAAGGAUGUCAAGUGGUUGUGCAUCAUUGCUGAAGUGGACUCUUCACACCUGGUGGAGCUAAUCACUGCCACCUCCUCCCCCCUUGGCACAGCAACCAGUGGAUCUAUAGUAAAUAGGAUCACCACUGAGAUCAAGUCCCAAAUUAAGUUUAAUUAUAGGGAAGCUAACAGGCCUGCUAAUUUCUUGGCUUUGGAAGGCUCAAACUUGAGCCAUGCUGUGGUCUCAACUAUUAUCCCUUUCCCUCUACAACUUUUAACACAAGGAGAAAAACUUCAAAUUCCAUAUCUCAGAAUUCGUAACUGA
Phalaenopsis equestris is the source of this 498-nucleotide messenger RNA. RefSeq lists its product as uncharacterized. Gene Ontology annotation, molecular function: RNA-DNA hybrid ribonuclease activity; nucleic acid binding. The coding region runs from base 1 to 498 and encodes 165 amino acids. NCBI's taxonomy places the organism in Eukaryota, Viridiplantae, Streptophyta, Magnoliopsida, Asparagales, Orchidaceae. The record is from RefSeq and is a predicted model, not a curated record. The transcript has a single exon.